This is a messenger RNA of Cylicocyclus nassatus, 429 nucleotides long. Lineage: Eukaryota; Metazoa; Nematoda; Chromadorea; Rhabditida; Strongylidae. The record is from the annotation of a GenBank genome assembly.
AUGUGUGUGCGGAGGAAGCAGAAAAAUGCGAAGACUAAGCUUUUUGCGGCCCAAACUGUUAACAAUAACGUGGAUGCUGGUUCCGUUCAGCCUAUGCCUGCUCCCGCUGCUCCUAUAAUUGUAGCAAUGCCACCUACAGUCUCAGGCUCGAAGGAGGCAGUACAAGAAGCGCGGGAAAAAGAGCAGAAAAUUGUGUCGAAGCCUCUUAUACCGACAAUUCUUGGAUCUGCAGAACUCAUGCGGAGAAGGAAAGACGACGAUACGCUACGCGAAGUUGGAAAUACCAUGCCAGAAUACGAUUGCGAUAGGGAUGAUCCUCCAAAGAUUGUGGUGGAGAGGACUCAGGACAGUAUAGACGCAAAAACAGCGCGCCUUCCUUCUGGACUACUUGCACCGGGAAGUCUUGAGAAACCAGCAGUUUUGAAAUAA